AUGCAACCCACCACCCUCCUCCACCACAACCUACCCAAUCUCCUCUCUCUCCUCCUCCUAACCACCCACCUCUCCCCCGUCCACGCCAACACCGAAAAAGCCAUCUUCCUCGCCCCCUCCGCCCUCAGCAUCCCGCUCUCCCACCCCACCCUCUCCGAUCUACACCUCCCAUCUCUCACUCCCGACCACCACACUCUGCGCACGCAUAUCCGCGCCGAGUUUCCCACACCAGAUGCACAAAAGGGGAUUUCGUCAUGGUAUCUACUCGACGGGUUGAAAGAGGGACAGCGAUACGAAGUGCGAGUAUGUUGGGCUGCUACGGAUCCAACUUCAUUUCAGCUUCAGACUUAUGAUCUACCCACGGUAUUCGGAACUUCGGAAUUAAUCACAUCUCUUGCACAAUAUUCCGAGACUCAUCAACCUCUCUUCAACGAUCUUCCCGAUCCCACUUCCCAAAUUCAAGAUUUGGAUGCCAGAUACAAGCAUAAAGAUGCUACCUCGUCAACUUUAUUCCUCCAGAUUUAUGCAGCAGCCGAUUAUCACACCAUGAACCAAACUCUGAUGGAAAAUGUUCCACCCGUUUUAAUUGAUAUAAUUCUCGAUCCCUACAUAUUCAAUCUCCUACCUCAAUCGUUAGUACCAACAAUCGCCUAUAUAAUUUUAUUAGCUGUUGGCAGUUGGUAUAUUUCCCGAUACGUCAUGACAUGGAUAUACAAAAUAGGCACUGAAGAAUUGGAUCAUAAGAAAGAUUUAUGA
Messenger RNA from Botrytis deweyae, 756 nucleotides. RefSeq lists its product as uncharacterized. Lineage: Eukaryota; Fungi; Ascomycota; Leotiomycetes; Helotiales; Sclerotiniaceae. The record is from RefSeq and is a predicted model, not a curated record. Gene Ontology annotation, cellular component: endoplasmic reticulum membrane; mannosyltransferase complex. Bases 1 to 756 code for a protein of 251 amino acids. Gene Ontology annotation, molecular function: mannosyltransferase activity. The transcript is spliced from 2 exons. Gene Ontology annotation, biological process: GPI anchor biosynthetic process.